Ostrea edulis (European flat oyster) is the source of this 2189-nucleotide messenger RNA. Its product is annotated as neuronal acetylcholine receptor subunit beta-4-like. Gene Ontology annotation, molecular function: neurotransmitter receptor activity; extracellular ligand-gated monoatomic ion channel activity; transmembrane signaling receptor activity. The transcript is spliced from 6 exons. Lineage: Eukaryota; Metazoa; Mollusca; Bivalvia; Ostreida; Ostreidae. Gene Ontology annotation, cellular component: synapse; membrane; neuron projection. The coding region runs from base 73 to 1224 and encodes 383 amino acids. Gene Ontology annotation, biological process: chemical synaptic transmission; monoatomic ion transmembrane transport; signal transduction. The record is from RefSeq and is a predicted model, not a curated record.
GUUUCAUGCUAUAGUUCAAAUUGAUCAUUUAUAAGUGAUUCCAGGACGUGACAAGAAUCAAAUAUUCUGAGAAUGAAUUUUAACCUCCUGAUGAUUUCUUUGGGCAUUCCUUCCAUUCUGUCUCUGAAUGAAGUCGAUCUGAGGCGGAGUCUGUUGGACCCUGCUGUGUAUGAUAAGUUUGUUCGGCCACGAAUCAAUGCCUCCCACAUCGUGAACGUGCGGAUUAAACUGACCAGCGUGUACGUCAUCAGUUUAAAAGAAAGAGAAAGUUCCUUUUCUCAAGCGUGUUACCUCCAUUUGAACUGGAAUGACGAAUUUUUGACGUGGAAUGCUAGUCAUUAUGAGGGCAUAGACAGUUUUGUUAUCGACCCAUCAUUUCUUUGGACCCCUGAUGUCACAAUUUUUGGGAGAAUGGAGGCUAAUCAAGGAGUUGAUUUUAGUCGUGUCCAAGUUCAGUCCAAUGGAUCGGUCAGUACGUUGUUUUUAGGUCUGUUGACCACCCACUGUAGCACAAAUCCCGCCUACUUCCCGUUUGAUUAUCAACUUUGUGCCUUCAAAGUGGGUUCCCAGAUGUACUCCAACUUAGAUGUCUUCAUAGAAAUCACCUCCGUAAAAAUAGACAAAGAACAGGAAGGUAACCCUACCUGGGAUUUAGUAGACAUCAAACUGAGAAAUACAUCCUACGGUUAUCAGGAGGUGUUUUUCUGCCUUCGAAGGAAGCCUCUCUAUCUCAUUAUUCUAUAUGUGGUGCCCACAACCAUGCUCGCUGUCCUAGUUCUCAUCUCCUACGUGAUUCCUAGUGAAGCUGGGGAGAAAAUUUCCUUUGGAAUGUCUCUGUUCCUAUCCUUCAUGGUUUGCCUGUUGCAGUUAAUUGGACAUUUACCUCAAGUGUCCACCUCUGUUCCUGCAUUGGAGAUUUACUAUAUGCUCCACAUGGUCAGUGGCGUCAUUUCUGUGGUUGUCUCCUCCUUCACGGCUUACGUCAUACACAAAACCGACCAAUCACCUCAGUCCACCGCAACCAAGGUCAAGGACGUAGCCAUGGUCCUUGACAAAAAUAACAAAACCGACAGAAAAGUAAUGAAGAAUCCUUGUGGACUUCUAAGAUCUGGGAUAUUCUUAAACCGAUUUGGAUUUUUCGUGUCGUUCCUUUUAAUUCUGACAGCAAACAGCGUAAUACUGAAUGCAACAUUGGUCUCCACUGAUUGUAUCUAUCCUGAAUAAUUACACGCAUUGCAAAAUGACUUCCCGUUAAGUCACUUUUGGGGUUGGAUAAUAAAUUCAUCCUUCAGGCCUGAUAUCUGGGUUUUGUACUUGCCUUGAUAUCAUUUUGAUGAUAGUUCUAUUCCUUUCUUUCGUUGAGUUUUUGCAUACAAUGAUAUCAUUGAAAAUAGUUCGCGCACAAAAACUUCUACAGCAGAUUUUAUAACAAUGACCACGAGAUAGAAGUAAACGUAUAUAGCAGAUUAUACAAAAUGACCAAGAGAUAGAAAUAAAUGGCUAUAGCAGAUUAUAUAACAAUGACCACGAGAUAGAAAUAAACGGGGGAAAAAUACAUCCGAAUUGAACUAUAUUGUACAAUUUUAUUUACAAGAAUUAAUGUAUUUCCCUAUAAAAUUUUAUAUUUGGUGCGAAAUUAUUAACGUGUUCAUUCAAGUGUCUGCAGCAAUUACUUCUAAGGUUAUGAUGAAGUCACAAUAGGGAUCUAUAGAUAUUAACGAGAAACUAACAACUCAACUUUAUGACAAACUUGAUGACUUCAGCUUCACCAACGUUAGCAAUAUUCUUUAUUACCUGCAUAUGUUGUAUAUGUUUCUCAACUGAUUCGAUACACAAAAGCUUGUUUUACAUAUGAUAAGUAUUUAAAUCGAGUCAAACUACUGACAAAGAAAUUGAUGUUACAGGGGUUUCAACAGUUUCGUUUAAAGUCAGCAUUUCACAAAUUCUAUAUCUGGUUGUUAUGAUAGUCUCGUUUACCAAUACAAACUGUAAUAGGGCCAAAUGCUGUCUGACUUGUUUCAUACCAAUUGUUAAGCCGUUCUCUGCACACUGAUUUUGCCUAUGGAUUAGUCUGUUUACAUGAUGAGGGUAUAGGGCUCAAGGUGCAUGUAACUGGUCGGCAGGGGGUGCGUACUCCUCCUGGGCACCUGAUCCCACCUCUGGUAUGCAGGGGUCGUGUUUGCCAAGAU